Molecule: messenger RNA, 690 nt
Organism: Tripterygium wilfordii
Lineage: Eukaryota; Viridiplantae; Streptophyta; Magnoliopsida; Celastrales; Celastraceae
Product: protein CUP-SHAPED COTYLEDON 1-like
Exons: 1
Coding region: 1-690 (229 amino acids)
Biological process (GO): regulation of DNA-templated transcription
Molecular function (GO): DNA binding
Source: RefSeq, a predicted model, not a curated record
AUGGUUUACACUAGUGGUUUUAGUGAACUCCCCCCUCUAGGGUACCGAUUCGUCCCGACACCGGAGGAGUUGAUCACUUACCAUCUCCUCCCGAAAGUGACGAAGGUGGACACAUCAAAACUCUACUCCCCCAUCAAAGAUGUGGAUGUUUAUGGCAACGAUUACGUGUGGAUGAAGGAGUGUGGAGAAUAUGAUCGAUGUCAUGCUCGAAACACUCGCUAUUACUUCACUAUCUUGAAGAAGAAAUCAGAUACCGGAAGCCGCUUCGAGAGGGGAACUCUCACCGGUAAAUGGAAGGAAGAAAGAGAUGAUAUGAUCGAAGAUCCUAAAACCAGAUUGCAAAUAGGGUCAGUUCGUAGCUUCUCCUACCAGCCCAAGAAUGAAUACAAGAACAUGAAGGAGAUCAAAGAUAGGAAGUGGAAUAUGCAAGAGUAUCGUCUUGACGGGAAAUACAAAGACAUUGAAGGAAGCUCCACUCUUGUGUUGUGUCAAGUCAAGGAGACUACAAGGCCAAAGAAGAAUCACAGAAGGAUCAACACUACUCCUCCUCCUCCUCCUCCUCCUCAUAAUUAUCAAGAAGUAGAAGGAGAAGUUGUCGAUGAUGAUGCUGAGGAUAUGGAAGCUUUAUGUGCAUUAAUAGAUGAUGCCCUCAUGGAGGAGUUUGAUCAAAAUCCAUCGUCCUUAAUUUGA